Messenger RNA from Panicum hallii, 3078 nucleotides. RefSeq names its product protein FAR1-RELATED SEQUENCE 5-like. Gene Ontology annotation, molecular function: zinc ion binding. Lineage: Eukaryota; Viridiplantae; Streptophyta; Magnoliopsida; Poales; Poaceae. Gene Ontology annotation, biological process: regulation of DNA-templated transcription. The record is from RefSeq and is a predicted model, not a curated record. The coding region runs from base 362 to 2809 and encodes 815 amino acids. The transcript has 5 exons.
CCCAAGUCGAGCCCCACCCGACCCAGCCCAGGCGGCGGCGACUCCCGACGGCAACCAGCUAGGGCGUCGUACGCGUCGGCGCCACCACCGGAACGGAGGGAAGUUGCCGGCCGCGUGCACGUGAGCAGCAGCAAAACCACCGCUGCUCUCCCGCCCUCCUCUCCCGGCUCCCUCCUCCUGGUAUCGCUGCAGCAAUCGGCCGGCCUCCGCUCCUCUCUCCCUCCUCCCUGUAUCGCUGCAGCAGUCGGCCGGCCUGCCGCCGCUCCUCCUCCUGCCGUCAGGCGGCCGCUCGGCUUCACUCCGGGUGGGCAUCUCCUCGUUGUUCUGCCGCUGCUGAGGGCUGAAGUGCUCGCCCACAGUGAUGGAAGGUACUAGCAUUGCUAUCGAGAUUGAUGGCGAGGCUAUCUGUCUUGACAGUGUUGGAGAUGAUGAACAGGAAGCUCAGGAGAAUGGAGAGAUGCAGCAAAUAAUUUACAGUGCUGAAAAUGGGGAGCAAAUGGCCUUCGACCACCAAGAACAGGGAAGGGAAGAGCCCGCAGGAAAUGAAGAGGAUAGGGAACAUAGUUCUAUAAUCCCAAGCCGUGAGGAGUUGACCGAAGAAUUGCGGAAUAAAGUUGCAUAUAGUGAGGAAGAAGCUUACAGGCUGUACUGCGACUAUGGGCACCGUAUGGGCUUUAGUGUUCGAAAGGGAAAGCAAUACUACUUUACAGGAACCAAAACCAUCCGUACAAAAGAUUAUUACUGCUCAAAAGAAGGUUUGAAGGAUGACGAGCAGCUUACUGAGGCAAACUUUAAUAAGCCAGAGACCAGAACUAAUUGCAAAGCGAUGGUCCGUUUUAGAGUUGAUUCUGAAGGUCAAUGGCGAGUUAUUCAGAUAAUUCCUGAACACAAUCAUGAUUUGGUUAGGCCAGAAGAGAUACACUUACUGAGAUCAGUGAGGACCCUUUCAGUCCCAAAGCCUGGUGUGCUGAAUGCAAUGGUGAAUGCGGAAAUCCAAGCAAUGCAUGACAGUUUGCAUAUAAAUGAAGAUGGUGCAGAAUGUCACAGCCAGCUUAGCAUCCGUAGUUACACACUGCUUGAACCAGAGGACUGUGAGGCCCUUGUUGGAUAUUUCAAGCGCAGAGCAAAUGAACAAGGUAUGUUCUAUUGGGAUGUAGAAGUAGAUCAAGAAGGUAGAAUGGCUAAUUUCUUCUGGAGGGAUGGGAGAAGCCGGGUUGACUAUGACAGUUUCGGAGAUGUUGUGAUGUUUGAUACAUCACAUCGUACCAACAAAUAUAAUAUGAUAUGUGCCCCAUUUGUUGGUGUGAACCACCACCGUCAAAAUGUCAUGUUGGGAUGUGCAUUUUUGUUGGAUGAAUCACCAGCAUCCUAUGAAUGGUUGUUCAAGUCAUUCUUGGAGUCAAUGGGUGGUCGUCCUCCUAAAACAAUUUUUACUGAUCAGAAUGAAUCAAUCUCCAAGGCAAUUGCUGAUGUUCUUCCUGGGACACGUCAUUGUCUUUGUCAGCGGUUCAUUGAAAAGAACCUGCAGUCCCAUUUAAGCACUAUCAAUGAUUCUGGAACAUUCCAUAGCAUGCUUUCAAAGUGCAUGAGAGAAUGCGAGUCAGAAGCAGAGUUCGAUGAAGCAUGGGCCAUGAUGCACCAUGAAUAUAACAUGCAAGAACACCAGUGGCUCAGCGAUCUGUAUCAGCAGAGGCAUAAAUGGUGCACAGCUCUUCAUAAGGAUGCAUUUGAUGGUGGGAUUGAAUCAUUGGAUAGGAAUGAGGGUUCAAACAAUGUUCUGAGCAGCAUUGACGAUGAAUCAACUUCACUUGCCACCUUUGUUCAUGAGCUGGAUAAAAUCGUAGGGAUUUGGCGUAAAAAUGAAUCUCUAGAGGACAUUCAGUGCAACAAGGCUGGUCCGGAGUGUACAGUUAAGCAUAGCAGAAUUUUGCAACACGCUGCUGAAGUUUACACGCACAAGGUCUAUAAGUCUCUUGAAAAAGAUUUUCUAGAUGGAUGCGGUGCAACUUCGUAUCAGGAAGUUCAGUGUGACGAAAAAUUGUAUAGGUUUGAGUUCAUUCUGCAAAGAAGUGGUCCAAAAGUUUGGGUAGUUUUCCUUAACACCUCGACCAUGGAGUUGAGCUGUAGUUGCAAAAAAUUUGAGACCAUGGGCGUACUUUGUUCACAUGCUCUAAAUGCACUCGGUCUCAAGAAUGUUGAUAGGAUUCCUGAAAUGUAUAUUUUAAAGCGAUGGACAAGAUAUGUCAGAAAAGGAACAUAUCCAUUUCCAGUUGAUGGAUUUGCAGAACAAGAUCGCAGCUAUGCGUUUAUGUACCGUAACAGAGCUAUGAGGUUUGUUUAUGAUCUAUUGAUGAAGAGCAAAAGUCAUCAAAAUACAAGAAAACUAAUUCUGGAUGUGCUUGAGAGCGGAGAAAAAUCGCUGGAAAGUGUGUGUGAACUCAAAAGAUUGCAUAUGCAUCCCUUGGGAAAAGAGAAAGAUGGAAGUAGGGUUGAAAAGAGGAAGAAAAAAUCAACUAAACAAGAGAAACAUCCAAGAAAUGUAAAACAAGUGGUUUUACCCCAGCCAGCUGGCUCGGUUUUUGUCGAUCCACCGAAUCAAGAUCAAUAUUAUGCAGCGGAAGAUAUUGCAUCGAACUCAUCUAUUGGUAGACCUUUCUUCUACCAGGGAUAUCCUGCUACUGGUGUUUCAACAAGUCAGAUUCAAGGGCAUACAAAUAUGCAAUCAGUGCCUCAGUGUGCAUCACAGGAAUAUUCAGCAUAUGCUGCAGUUCAGCCACCAUCGCAAUUUGGUGGUGAAAGAAAUUUCUGAAGACGCAGUACCAUUGAUGUGUGAAUAUCUUGUUGUAUCCCUUCUACUGAUUGUUGUGUCUUGUAUGUGAAUGGUUUAUUGAACCUCCUAGUUAGGCAGUAGGCAUCAACCCAGCAACAGCAGAUAUAGGUUUCUCUCUUCCUUUUUUGUGAAUUUGCUAAUUGAUGUACUAGAUGUAAAUCUGUUGUUCACUUGUAUGGUAUGGAAACAUCGUGUUAUAGUAAUUGACCUCUCCGCUUCUUGCUAAUGAUUACAUCAAAUUCAACCAA